CGAGCGAGACAGAGAGAGAAGAGAAGGAGAGAGAUGGAGGUUGAAGGAUCAUCGAAGAAGAUGAUAGCAACGCAGGAGGAGAUGGUGCAAGCUAGGGUUCCUCUAGCAUACAGAGACCAAUGUGCCCACCUCCUGAUUCCUCUCAACAAAUGUAGGGUUGCGGAAUUCUACCUCCCAUGGAAGUGCGAGGACGAGCGUCACGUCUAUGAGAAAUGCGAGUACGAGCUCGUUAUGGAGAGGAUGUUGAAGAUGCAGAAAAUCAGGGAAGAACAAGAGAAGUUGAAGCAGCAUCAGAAGCAGGGGAUCCCUCUGAUUCCCAAAACUGCCAAUGCCUGACCGGAAAUCCAGGACAUGCAGUGUGCAUCGAAGGAGACUCUGGUGUUUGUUGCCACCAUUUAUAGCUUUGUACUAUUUGUUUUGCAGACAAAAACUAUGCAGAUUUCUUGCACUGCUGUUAUUAUUUUCUUCUGCUACUCUCAGUUUGGUGGUGGGAAUAAAAGAAGAUCCUCACUAAUGGAAAUAUUGUGUUU
Molecule: messenger RNA, 530 nt
Organism: Telopea speciosissima
Lineage: Eukaryota; Viridiplantae; Streptophyta; Magnoliopsida; Proteales; Proteaceae
Product: NADH dehydrogenase [ubiquinone] 1 beta subcomplex subunit 7-like
Exons: 4
Coding region: 34-336 (100 amino acids)
Cellular component (GO): mitochondrion
Source: RefSeq, a predicted model, not a curated record